This is a messenger RNA of Enterobius vermicularis (human pinworm), 570 nucleotides long. The record is from the annotation of a GenBank genome assembly. NCBI's taxonomy places the organism in Eukaryota, Metazoa, Nematoda, Chromadorea, Rhabditida, Oxyuridae.
AUGCAUUUUACAAUCCCGCCGGCUGUUCAGAAGUUUUUGGAUGACUUGGAUAAGAAGCUUCAUGAACCGAAUGUGUUCACCGACGCCUUGAACACCAUCGAAACUUCAGUGGGGAUAAAACGUUUGCACCUUGUCGUUGGCAUGAUACUUAUACAUGCUCUUUACCUCGUUAUCGGAUACGCUGCUGAGUUGUUGUGCAACACGAUUGGCUUCUUGUAUCCGGCAUAUAUGUCAAUAAAAGCAGUUGAAAGUGCUCCAAAAGAAGAUGAUACACAUUGGCUCACUUACUGGAUUAUCUUUGCACUUUUUAAUGUAUUCGAUUUCUUUUCGUCCACAGUUACGAAAUAUUUCCCCGUAUACUGGCUUGUUAAGUGCGCUUUUCUUUUGUGGCUUUAUCUGCCUAUGACAAUGGGGGCACAAAAAGUAUAUCAGAAUUUCGUGAAACCAUUUAUGUUAAAACACCAGAGUACCAUUGAUAAACGCUUUGGAAGCCUCGCGGCAGAACAUGUGGUAGGAAGCACCGAUAACACUGCAGAGAAGGAAUUCGAACAACACGUCAAGCCAAAUUAA